AUGUCGUCAUCAUCAUCAUCAUCUGAUGAGCUUGAAGAAAGAUUGGACGAAGUUUUCGACGAAAUCCUCGAAGAUACGUACAACGAUAUGGUGAAUGCCCAAACCAAUAAUCAACGGAGACGUGCUUAUGUAGAACGAAACCGUGAAGCAGGCCACAACCGUUUAUGGCAUGACUACUUCAGCGAAGACUCGACAUACUCGGCACAGUUAUACAGACGACGUUUCCGCAUGAACAAAGAUUUAUUCAUGCGUAUUGUCCAUGAACUCUCAGAGAACGUUCCGUUCUUUCAACAUAGACAAGAUGCAACCGGGAGGUUUGGUCUUUCUCCACUUCAAAAAUGUACGGCAGCAAUUAGUCAGCUUGCUUAUGGUUCUGCGGCUGACACGGUUGACGAGUAUCUCCGUCUUGGUGAGAGCACAACAAUUUUGUGUUUACAUAAGUUCACUGAUGGAAUCAUCCGUUAUUUGCUAAAGUUCAAGAAGCAACCCGAAAGGAUGUGGAGCGGGCUUUUGGAGUACUACAAUCCCGGUUUGCGAUUGUGA
Brassica oleracea var. oleracea is the source of this 543-nucleotide messenger RNA. RefSeq lists its product as uncharacterized. NCBI's taxonomy places the organism in Eukaryota, Viridiplantae, Streptophyta, Magnoliopsida, Brassicales, Brassicaceae. The coding region runs from base 1 to 543 and encodes 180 amino acids. The transcript has 2 exons. The record is from RefSeq and is a predicted model, not a curated record.